This is a messenger RNA of Symbiodinium natans, 3300 nucleotides long. Lineage: Eukaryota; Dinophyceae; Suessiales; Symbiodiniaceae. The record is from the annotation of a GenBank genome assembly.
AUGGCGCCGCAAGAGCUCUUUCUGGGAGUACCGCUCGAAAGCAAAAACGCAAUCCUGGAGACCGGGUACACUGCCCGGCGUGGUGUAAUCCGCACAUCCAAGACCCCGCAGGAAGCAGUAAGAGCUUUUGAGAGAUGCCACUCCCGUGUUCCAGUGGCUUUGAGCUUGGAACCUCCAGCUGAUGUCAGCUUGAGUGAGACCGCUGAUGGCGUGUACAUCCACUGUGCCCAUCUUCCCGCAGAGGCCUUACAUGAUGCGACAGCAGCAGGGGACGUGGAGGAUUCAUCAGAGAUGCAGAUUGGUGAUGCCUUCUGGGCGGUGGAGCAAUCCCUGGCGGAAGAGAUUCUUCGUUCUGGGUUCCAGACUCGGCAUCGACGCAGCAUCCCAGUUGCGUUGUCGCCCCACGAGGCCGAAGGUAGCUUCAAGCAAAGGCGUGGUUUGGAGGCCCCCUGCGCAGUCCUCCGAGUCCAGGCCGACUUAGCCAGAGCUCGAGGCUUCCACAUCUUCUCCUACAGCAAGGGCCUGAGCAUGCACGGGCCCAGACAGCUGAACCCUUUUAAGAUUACAGCCAGUUUUCUGGAGAGGGCCCCUGCCCCUCGGGCUCCGCAGGCUGAGGAUGCAGAGGAGGUUCCACUCCAAGGGGAGUGUGAGGACGGCUUCGAGCCGGCGAGUGAUUCUGGGGAAGAAGAAGGUGGCCACGUGGGGGACGCGGAGUUCCCUCGCAUGAAGCAAGGGGCAACGAUGUGGGUCCACUUGUGCGCAGGACGUGGGUCGGAUCAGAGGAGGUGGGUUCAAGGCCGCAUCGUGCAAGGAGGAGAGAAGCGCCAGGAAGUGCGGGUCCAGGUCAAGAAAGGGAACCUGGGCAUCCCGGAAAACAUCUCGCUUGACGACGGGAGGGUUCUGGACUUUCAUCAUCCAGAUGUUUGCCAGUUCCCGGAGAUGCAGGUGGUGCAGGACGCAGAAGUGCAGGCCUUGCAUGGCGCUUUGCGAGGUGGAGCUUUCACCCGCGAGCUCAAGAACGUCUUCGGGAAGUUCCAGUCCCCAGAAACAUUCAAGGUGGGAUCCACUAUACUUCAGAAGUGUUUUGUCGUUCCCGAUGGGCAGCUGCCAGUGAACGGGCAAGCCGACUUCUUCAAGCGCCUCGAGGCAUCUUUGAAAGCUCCACUGCCCCCUGAAGCCCCUGCAGAAUGUGAUGAAGAAGUCAGGCGGCCUUCCGUGGCAACUCGGAAGAGGGAAGUCGUUCGCUGCUUCGCAGUCUUUGAGUGCCAAGCAGACCCCCCUUGUCCCGCUGGCGACUCCCAUCUCGUGGUCAAGAGCCUGGAUGGUGGCUCUGAUCCACGCCUCGGAGACUAUCAUAUGUGGGAUGCGUGCAAUGGCAAAGACGUGUUCAAGAAGUAUGGCGCAGACAUGUACCUGUACAUGGCACAUGGCAAGGACCUCAAGAUAGGCGCGUUGCUGUUCGAUAUCAAGGACUACACUCACUGCGACGCGCCUGUUCUCCAGGCACGAGGUGUGGAGCUCUACCUUUACCACGAGUGGGACUCGAACCCAUAUCCUCAUGGGCAAGGGCGCUGGAUUUUGGCGCCGGAAGUCAUGACGUGGCCUCUUGGGACUGCGCUGGAGAUGACCGAUGCUUUCGCCAUGUCAGAGAUCCAGCAACCAGCAAGCUGGCCUCCAUGGCCGGAGAACAUGUCACGACUUCGCUUCAACGAGCAGCGUAAACACGCCAUUGAAGAACUGCUCAGUGACGAUCGAAGCUCCCUUGACAGCUGGCCUUUCAUCCAAGUUCGUCAUGGUGACUACUUGUGGGCAUUCGGACCUAAGCCCGAUGGUCAGGAGCAUGUUGACACAGUCCGAGGAAACGGCAACGGCGACAUCCCACUCCGCGGCUGGCACGGGGUCUACAUUGAGUGGCCGGGAGCACGGCGCUUUGCAUCCUCGGUUGUGAUGGCCCGGCCUCAUGGAAGCAGCUUCCGAAGUUUACAGAACAUCUCCAAAGUCCCAAGCAAGGGCUGUCUGGGCAGGUCGAGCACAUGCCACAAGCAGUCGGAAGCAAUCUUCAUCGAGCUCUUUGACCCCUGCAAUCCAGAGCAUCUGCUUCUUGGGGAGCACAAGUAUCGAGAGUGCCCAGAGUGCUUCCGGCUUGGGGAUCGUUGCUCCAAGAUUGACGCGAUGGCAGAUGGCAAGGUGACGAAGCAAGCGCGCAGCUGCAGUGACUCAGGGAGCAGAGCUGAGGACUGGAUGCGAGGGCGUCAGUUCCGUCCAACAGAGGGAGGUUUGGAAACCACGGUUACAUUUGAGAGCAUCCAAGUGCAGGUCUUCUGCUAUCCUGACACACUUGCCUUCGAAAGGUCUGUGUGGGAGCUGGGGCAGGAAGCGGUCAACGGCCACAGCAACAACCGUUCGCUUUUCAACACAGCCAUGACUCUCUUGAACGACCGGAUCCUGAAAGGAGAGCCGCAGAGUUUAGCGCAUGUGUUGUUGCUCCUCAACAAUGUGACGUGUCCACCAAAGACUGGGCUUAUGCAGCAGAAGACCAAGGCUGGGGUACAUGCUGCUGCUUCGGCGGAGGUGUUUGAGAUGUUCAAAGAGGCGCUGGACUUCGACAAGGAGAGGCAAGGUCAACACUUGAGGCAGAAGAAUGCCAUUGCGGAGCUGCUCCAAGACCAGGCAGGAUUCUCUCCGGAGCCCAAGACAGGAUGCCCGGAGGGGUGGGUGAUGUUCCCCUUGAGGGAUGGCGCUUCUCACGAUGCCGAUCUGUGCUUCCAUGGCACCUCCAUGACAGCUCUGGCUCCCAUCCUGCUUCAGGGCCUGAAGAAGCCCCAAUCUACGGCAGAUGUCGCCCACGGUCAGGCGAGAUCGACAUCCAAAAGAACCAUCUACUUGAGCCCAUCCUGGUGGUACUCCGCGCAUCCCGUGUAUUCUCCACUCCAUGUGGUCCAGGACUCGCAUGGCCGCGGGACUCCACGAGCUUUCCAGCUGGUCUUAAAGUGUGGCGUUCGCAAGGGCAAGUACACGGUUCAAGAUGGCACCUUAGCAAGCAAACACUGGGACCCAGAGCUGAGGAUGGAUCCAGACCGGCCGACUAUGGACGGAAUGGAGUACCUGGUGGAGGAUGAGGGCGCCAUUUCCCUCAUCGAGGUCAUGUUCCGUGAGUUUGGGAGGGGCGCCGAUGCAACAGUGUAUGGAGAGUUGCCACCCAAGCUAGACGUGCGCGAUGAGAAGCUUGAGUACCAGUGGACGAAAAUGCUACAGAAGCACUUUCGUGCCUGCGGAUGGUUCUUGACACGCAGUCCCUGA